CAGAAUCUUGCGGAAGGGCCGUGUGUUGGCUCUGCUGCGGGAGCUGCUCCCUGCCCAGGGGUGGCCAUGCCCGCGGCGGCCCCCAUCAUCAGCUCUGUGCAGAAGCUGGUGCUGUAUGAGACCAGAGCUCGGUAUUUUCUUGUUGGAAGCAAUCAUGCAGAAACCAAAUAUCGUGUUUUGAAAAUUGAUCGCACAGAACCAAAGGAUUUAGUUGUUAUUGAUGACAGGCAUGUGUAUACUCAGCAAGAGGUGAGAGAACUGCUUGGCCGCUUAGAUCUAGGUAACCGGACAAAAAUUGGGCAGAAGGGCUCCUCUGGAUUAUCACGUGCUGUCUCUGCUUUUGGUAUAGUAGGUUUUGUCCGAUUUUUAGAAGGUUACUACAUUGUGUUAAUUACAAAGAGGAGAAAGAUGGCAGACAUUGGAGGACAUGCAAUAUAUAAAAUAGAAGAUACAAGUAUGAUCUACAUUCCAAAUGACUCUGUAAGAGUGACUCACCCUGAUGAAGCAAGAUAUCUUCGAAUUUUUCAGAAUGUGGACUUGUCUAGCAAUUUUUAUUUCAGCUACAGUUAUGAUCUAUCCCACUCUCUCCAGUAUAACCUUACUGUUCUGAGAAUGCCUCUUGAUGUGCUCAGGACAGAAACAACUCAAACUCGACAGGAGAGUUUUGAUAUUUUUGAAGAUGAAGGACUUGCAACUCAGGGUGGAAGUGGUGUAUUUGGAAUUUGCAGUGAACCUUACAGAAAAUAUGUGUGGAAUGGGAAAUUGCUGGACAUUGUCAAAACUGCAGUUCAUCAGGACUGGCUCUUGUAUAUUAUUCAUGGAUUUUGUGGGCAGUCAAAACUGCUCAUAUAUGGUCGUCCUGUGUAUGUCACCCUGAUAGCUAGAAGAUCAAGUAAAUUUGCUGGAACACGCUUUCUAAAGAGAGGAGCAAACUGUGAGGGCGAUGUAGCAAAUGAGGUCGAGACUGAACAAAUACUCUAUGAUGCUUCAGUGAUGUCAUUUUCUGCUGGGAGCUAUUCAUCUUAUGUUCAAGUACGAGGUUCUGUUCCUCUAUACUGGUCUCAGGAUAUUUCAACUAUGAUGCCAAAACCACCAAUUACAUUGGAUCAGGCAGACCCAUAUGCACAUGUAGCUGCUCUUCAUUUUGAUCAGAUGCUCCAGAGGUUUGGCUCCCCAAUCAUCAUUUUGAAUCUUGUGAAGGAGCGUGAAAAAAGAAAACAUGAAAGGAUACUGAGUGAAGAGCUUGUUGCUGCUGUGACUUACCUCAAUCAGUUUUUACCUCCUGAACAUGCUAUUGUAUAUAUUCCUUGGGAUAUGGCCAAGUAUACAAAGAGCAAACUAUGUAACGUCCUUGACAGAUUGAAUGUGAUUGCGGAGAAUGUGGUGAAGAAAACUGGUUUCUUUGUUAAUCGUCCCGACUCCUACUGCAGUGUCUUGCGCCCAGAUGAAAAAUGGAAUGAGCUAGGAGGAUUUGUGGUUCCCACCGGCCGUCUACAGACAGGAGUUCUUCGAACUAAUUGCGUAGACUGCCUAGAUCGCACGAAUACAGCCCAGUUUAUGGUUGGGAAAUGUGCUUUGGCCUAUCAGCUUUAUUCCUUAGGACUGAUUGAUAAACCCAACCUUCUGUUUGAUACAGAUGCUGUUAGAUUAUUUGAAGAAUUGUAUGAAGAUCAUGGGGAUACACUGUCCCUCCAGUAUGGUGGCUCUCAACUUGUUCAUCGAGUAAAAACCUACAGAAAGAUAGCUCCUUGGACCCAGCAUUCUAAAGAUAUUAUGCAAACUCUUUCAAGAUACUACAGUAAUGCUUUUUCAGAUGCUGACAGGCAAGAUUCAAUUAAUCUGUUCCUGGGAGUAUUUCAGCCUGAAGAAGGGAAACCUCAUCUCUGGGAGCUUCCUACUGAUUUUUACUUGCACCAGAAGGACACAAUGAAUCUUCUUCAGGCAAGGCGAAGCUACACUUUCUGGUGGACUCCAGGUGUCCUGAAAUACUUACCACUGCCUUAUGAUGAAGUAUCAUGUGCUGAAAACAGAAGGAAGCUAAUAGUGAAGAAAUUCCAUAAGUUUGAUGAAGGAGUUGACAUUCAUAAUGAAUUUUUUCGGCCUUAUGAGCUUAGCAGUUUUGAUGAAACCUUUUGCUUGGCAAUGACUAAUUCAAUACGAGAUUUUAUGCCUAAGAAUGUUGGCAUUGAUCCUAGCCCAUUUACUGUACGCAAACCUGAUGAAACUGGAAAAUCUGUUUUGGGGAACAAAAGUAAUAGAGAAGAAACUGUGUUGCAACGUAAAACAGCUGCUAGUGCCCCACCCCCGCCCAGUGAGGAAGCUGUGUCAAGCAGUUCCGAGGAUGAUUCUGGGACUGAUAAAGAAGAUGAGGGGGCUGUAUCACAACGUUCAACACCAGUGAAAAUGACAGAUACAGGAGAUAAUACCAAAAUAACAGAAAAUGUAGUACAGCCUACAAAAGAUGUAUAUGGGAUUAAUCUCUCAGAAUCCCCUUCAGAAGAUGAUCUCAGCAUAUACACAAGGUUUGUUCAAUUGGGGCAGAGUCAACACAAGCAAGACAAGAGUCAUCAAUCUCUUUGUUCUAGACACUUAGAUGGGGUUAUAAAUUUAACACACAUCUCUGCUUUCUCCCAGGACAACAUUUAUGAAGUCCAGCCUCCUAAAGUCGACAGAAAAUCUAUUGAGAUCUUUCAUGCUCAUAUCCAGGCGGCAAAGGGCAUCAUGCAGCCUCUGGGAAAAGAUGACAUCCUUCUGUAUCGAGAAUAUAUUAGAAACAGAUAUAUGUGAACAAAUGGCUAUGCUCAGUUCCCCUGGACACUGUAUCACUCAGUCCCCAAAAUGCCUUGAAAAGGCUGUCAGCAGGAAUGCACCAUGGAUGCCUCUUGUGUAUAUAGUUUUCUCAUAUCAAGGGUUGUGUAUGACUUUGCAGCACUGUUGUAUUUUCUUAUGUGAAUUAAGUGUAUAUUAAAACACAGAAUCCAACAUUUUGAAAUGACAAAGAGGAUAGAUGUUGACAUGGUCUGGAAAGUGCCCACUUUACUUACGUUAUUCUCAGUUGUGUAUAUUGUGUGAGUCAGCUUAAAUGAACAGUGAAGAAAAUAGGUACACAUUCAGCGGGCAUGGUUGCAAUUCCUUUUCUAUUAUUCUGAAGUUUUUAGCCUUUUUGAAUUUGUCUAAUUAGAACUUAUGUAUCCAGUAUCUGUUUCAGCCAGAAUACUUUGAGAGAAAAGAGCAGGUAUGAGAUACUUGCAGCAAGAUGUUUGUAAGGCCUGAUUUGAGGACAUUUGAAAAAACUUGUGUGGUGAAUUUUCCUUGAUAGCAGGAAACGAAGAAGAGCCAGCAGGUUAAGUAUUCAUACUGAGAAUAGAAAUGGCACUUGGUGUUUGGCCCAUUCCUCUCCCACUAGCCGCUGUGGGCAGACUCCCAGAGGCCUCUCUAGAAACAUUCUUGCAUGCUGCCAAGUAAUUUCUAAAGCUUCCCUGUCAGAGCUGAGUGUCAUUAAAAUUUCAUUUGAUAAAGCAGUGAUGUGUUUUGUGAUUAGGUAAUAAAGCUGAGAACAUGCUGUGGCUUGAGAGAGAUGGAUUACUGCAUUUAUGUGCCUGUUUGUCUGUGGAAAGGCUGUAAUUCUAGAAUAUAAGUGUUUUCUUGCCCCAUAUGUAAAUUAUGUUAAUAGUAGAUCAAGGAAUAAGAGAAUCAGCAUAUCUAUCACCUGACGUAAAGAGUUUCUUUCUUCUCCAUAAGCAUCCUGUUCUUUGGGAAACACUCUAUAUUUGGAUUUCUGUUUCCUCCUGUUAAUGGGUGUCUUACUUUGACAUUAAGCAGUUAAAUUACACUCUACUCUUAAGCCAAAUUAGUCUGAUUCUCCACAAGCCACUACUUACACCUGCAGAAUCUCUUUCUUUUAAGGAGGCUGCCACCUGCUAAUUAGAUUUUUGCCACAAGAAUGAUCUUGACCUCAAAUGGCAUUUUGUAGGAAAACAUUGUGAAGUGUGGUAGCAGGGAUUUAUUGCUACAGCAGAAGCAUCAUGGAAAGAGACCAAUAGGUUGGUUGAAGGACUUCCCACAAGCCUUCCCAUGUCCUCAUUGGGACAGGAUUUCAUAGGUGGCAACCAGGUGUAGCCUCUAGUAAGCUACAACCUAUUUCAUGUGGGGUAACAGCCAGAUUGUGUUUUCAAGGGCAAGCAACAAGUGGCAUGUCAAUAGGCACUUGCUUUGAGAAGCACCGUAUAUGAUGCUAUAAACAAUAUCCUAGUAGGAAGCAGGUAGUACAGGAACAACUUUGCGAUUGUGGGGGUAUUCAGCUGAUUAUUUCUUCAAGAACCCCGUAUCACUUCAUUUAAGAUAUUUUAGAUCUCAGUUGAAUCUGCCCAUUCCAAAGAUUCCCGAUGUUCCUGAGUUUCAUUUAGAGAGCAUAUAGCAGUAUUUUAAAUUUUGAAAAGCCAAACACAGUGUAACCAAACAUUUACUUUAUAAAGAGAAAAGAAUGGUGAAUUACUUUAAAGGAGUAUACAUGCUCUGAUACUUGCCUAUCUAUGAUCUCCAUUUCUCUUUACAAAACUCUGCCUAGUUGUAAAUGGUAGAGACAGAUUCCAUAAGCACAGGAGUGAUUGCUAACAAAAAGGAAAGAUGUUACGUGUAAUUUACCUUUUUCUACUCCAUACUGUAAUGUAAAAAUAUCAUUGUUCUUUCUGUAUUUGUCAAAAAUGCUUCUUUAAAUUUUUUUUAAAAGUCAUAUAUAGGGCUGACUUCUAAGAGUUGGUCCUUUCUGUACAUUACAUUUUGUUUCUGUAAAUAAUUUAAUAGAUGUACCAAACAAAAAUAAAGUGCAACAUAUCAAACUGCUUAUACAAAGAAAAU
Sceloporus undulatus (fence lizard) is the source of this 4857-nucleotide messenger RNA. It is a transcript of the gene FIG4, whose product is annotated as FIG4 phosphoinositide 5-phosphatase. NCBI's taxonomy places the organism in Eukaryota, Metazoa, Chordata, Lepidosauria, Squamata, Phrynosomatidae. The record is from RefSeq and is a predicted model, not a curated record. Gene Ontology annotation, cellular component: intracellular membrane-bounded organelle. Bases 67 to 2787 code for a protein of 906 amino acids. Gene Ontology annotation, biological process: phosphatidylinositol dephosphorylation. The transcript has 23 exons. Gene Ontology annotation, molecular function: phosphatidylinositol-3,5-bisphosphate 5-phosphatase activity.